Molecule: messenger RNA, 2011 nt
Organism: Thlaspi arvense
Lineage: Eukaryota; Viridiplantae; Streptophyta; Magnoliopsida; Brassicales; Brassicaceae
Source: the annotation of a GenBank genome assembly
AAUUUCCAAAAGCUCUUUUUCUUUUUCAAAAUAUUACUAUUAAUUACCCAAGUAACCCACAUGGUAACCAUUCAAUAUCAUUUAUUAUUGAUAUAAAACCCCCUCAUAAGGUGUUUAUCAUCUUCAUCCAAUACCAUUCAUCACUUUCCUUGAUCUCACUUUUUCUCUCUCAUCAUCAUCUCGUGUCAUCCUCUCUCUCAUCGCCGUGAUGGUGCUCUCCCACGCCGCAUCGGAGUCCGAUGUCUCCGUCCACUCCACAUUCGCAUCACGAUACGUCCGAACAUCUCUUCCUAGGUUCAAGAUGCCGGAAAACUCGAUUCCAAAAGAAGCGGCGUAUCAGAUAAUAAACGACGAGCUGAUGCUUGACGGCAACCCGAGGCUAAACUUGGCCUCCUUCGUGACGACGUGGAUGGAGCCUGAGUGUGAUAAACUCAUCAUGGCCUCCAUUAACAAGAACUACGUCGACAUGGACGAGUACCCCGUUACCACCGAACUCCAGAACCGAUGUGUGAACAUGAUUGCACAUCUAUUCAAUGCACCGUUAGGAGAGUCGGAGACAGCCGUCGGAGUAGGAACCGUUGGAUCAUCGGAGGCCAUAAUGUUGGCCGGUUUGGCUUUCAAACGUAAAUGGCAGAACAAGCGUAAAGCAGAAGGCAAACCCUUCGACAAACCCAACAUUGUCACCGGAGCCAAUGUUCAAGUGUGCUGGGAGAAAUUCGCAAGGUACUUUGAGGUUGAGCUUAAGGAAGUGAAACUUCGUGAAGGAUAUUACGUGAUGGACCCGGAGCAAGCUGUUGAGAUGGUCGAUGAGAACACUAUAUGUGUUGCGGCCAUUCUUGGUUCCACUCUUAAUGGAGAAUUCGAAGAUGUUAAACUCGUGAACGAUCUCUUGGUCCAAAAGAACAAAGAAACCGGAUGGGAUACACCGAUCCAUGUGGAUGCGGCAAGUGGAGGAUUCAUUGCACCGUUUCUGUAUCCGGAAUUGGAAUGGGACUUUAGAUUGCCUUUGGUGAAGAGUAUAAAUGUGAGUGGACACAAGUAUGGACUUGUGUACGCAGGGAUUGGUUGGGUGGUUUGGAGAAACAAAGAGGAUUUGCCUGAGGAGCUCAUCUUCCAUAUCAACUAUCUUGGUGCUGACCAACCCACGUUCACUCUCAAUUUCUCCAAAGGUUCGAGUCAGGUCAUAGCUCAAUACUACCAACUUAUCCGAUUGGGCCAUGAGGGUUAUAGAAAUGUGAUGGAGAAUUGCAGAGAGAAUAUGAUCGUGCUAAGAGAAGGACUCGAGAAGACAGAAAGGUUCAACAUCGUAUCAAAGGACGAGGGAGUGCCACUUGUCGCUUUCUCCUUGAAAGAUAACAGCUCUCACACUGAGUUCGAAGUCUCCGACAUGCUUCGCAGGUACGGAUGGAUUGUGCCGGCGUAUACAAUGCCGCCAAACGCACAACACAUAACUGUACUCCGUGUGGUCAUCAGAGAAGAUUUCUCAAGAACACUCGCAGAGAGACUUGUGAUCGAUAUUGAGAAGGUGAUGCGUGAGCUUGAUGAGCUUCCUUCGCGAGUGAUCCACAAAAUUUCACUAGGAGAGGAGAAGAGUGAAGCUAACGGUGACAACUUGAUGGUGACGGUUAAGAAAAGCGAUAUGGAGAAGCAGAGAGAGAUCAUCAAUGGCUGGAAGAAGUUUGUCUCCGACAGGAAGAAGACGAGUGGUAUCUGUUAAUUGAGUUAAUAAUAAAAAUGUUUGGAUUUGCUUUAUUAAUAAUGCAUUUGCAUUGAUUUGGAGAUUCUGAGUUUAAUUUCCUUUAUUGUUGAACCAAGUUUCAUUUCAUUUAGAUUUCUAGUAUCGUUUGAUAUUAUUGCAACGUUAUGAAAUAAGUGUGUGAUCUUGUUUCAUCGUCCAUUCUAUAUAUGGAAAUGUUUCAUUUCAUUUUAUUAUGUAUAUAUCAAUGAAGUCAGAGAUCUAAGACCAACCCCAAUGGUAACACCAAGGGAUCUAAUAAAUGUUCUUAAGAAU